AAACUUUACAAAAACUAUGAUAUUGAAUUUAACAAAACAAAAAAAGUACAUAAUAUUUAGGUUUAUUCAAAAUACAAGAUUUACCAUUAUUGUUUUAAUCAUGUUAUCAUAAUAUGACAUAUUUAGAUAUUGUUGACACAGCAACACUAUCAAUUUAACUCUGCUCAGAAUGGUUUUUUUAUCAGCAAUGGUUUAUUGUUGUCCACAAAUGUACAUUAAAUUACCAUCUGUAUCUUACCGUCCUAACUUCCCACUUACAACAGUAGCUGCACCCACGUGCUAAGUAUGUCUAUUCUUUUUUCAUAUUCUUUUCAUUUAUUGUAGUUUAUUUAAUUUUUUUUUUCAUGUAAAUCUAGUCACUUCUUCCUCAUUUUAGUAAUUCUGCUAUUUUAUAGUAUUGAUACUUAUCAUUUUUUUAUUUUUAUAUACAUUUUUAGUUUUGCUGCUGUUAAUUAUACCUAUAUCAUAUUGACAUCAAAAAAUAAUAUUUUUUUUAGGUAUAUUGUUGUUGUUGGGGAAGAUAAUUUAGUUACAAUUAACAGUAUUCCUGAACAGAGGGUUAUUGCUGGUUUGCAAGGAUACCAUAGUUAGGUUAAUGUUGUGGUUUUCAAUCCAUACACAAGUUCUUUACCAUCAAUGGAAUCAUAUUUACUUGGGUGUUACUGGCUUGGAUCCGUGAGACAAAGCAUACAGUUAUGUUUAUGGGAUAUUACUGGUGACAUAUUGCACCAUGUGACAUAAACUCCAGCAAUACCUAAACAAAAUGGAUUUGUUCAUUAUACAUCAAAGCACAAUGGAAAUUCUAGUAAUGAAAAAAAAAACAAACCCAAGAUCCCAUGUGAUUAAUUGUUACAGCUGCUUGUCCACGAUUUGAUCAGUGUUCACUUAUUGAAUCAUUAAUUUGUAAAAGAAAAUAAUCGUUUGACUGCCAUUGUAUUUCGUGAAGAUUGUUUUGUAACAGCUCAGCAAAAUGGAUAUGUCUAUAAUUAUUAGUGUUUAUUUUAUCAUAUAUUAUAGUGAACACUAUAUUCUAUUAAUUUUUUAAUUUUCAGACUAGUUUGAAUGCACAUUUAGGCCUGUUGUCACCAUUUUUUGAUUUUUAAACAGAGUUUAUAAGAUAAUCAACCAGUUGUGGUUGGUUCUCAGCCAAAAACUCAGUUUAGGAAUCGGAGUAACACCUUUUUUGUUUUUAAAUUGGUGAGAAUGGCCCUGACUCUUAUUAUCAGAUCUAAACUCAUUAAUUUUUUUAGUGUAACUAAAAACAAAAGUGAUAAAUUGACAAGCAAAAGGUUGUAAUUAAAAAAAAAAUCCAAUUCAAAUAAUGACUUAUUUAUUAAGACUACUGUUGGCAAAAUAUAUCAAAAUGUAUUGAAUUUAAAAAUAAACAAAUUGACUGUGAUCAUUUUUUUUAAUAUUAUGAGCUAAUUAAGAUAUUGUUUUCAAAUACUUUGAAACAGUGUAAACAAAAACAAUAGUUUUAUAGUUUUAUGUAUAUAUACAAUUAUAUAAUGUAUAAUUAUAUUUUUAUCAUGACAAUUAUAUUUUAGUCUUCUAAAAAAUUGAAAAAUGUUUCUUAAUUUAAUUAAAACACCCCAUUGGCACAGAGAUCAUAUUAAAUUUAAAUUUAAAAAAAAAUAUAUAUACACAGGAACAUUAGGUAAGGUAAAACGGGUAAUGAAAAAAACAUCGAAAAAAAUAAGCUUAGAAAUCAAAUUAAAUCCGGCCUCUGCCGCACCCCCAUAAUGUGCUCAAUAUAUAUAUCUCUGGUGGACCUGAUGGUGUCACUGACACACAACUUAUGCAUCAGGUCCCCGUAUCUCCGGCUGCACAGCUGGCGUAUUAACUAGUUAUUGCCAGGGUCCCGUGAUCUCAGCACAUUGACGAUUAAUGGAACCACCUCAGCAGCUCCAUGCUCCCUAGCAAGCUCUGCUCUCAGCUGCUCAUAUUUCUCUUUUUUGCACCUGGCAGCAACUUCGAAGGCGGCCAUCCUAUUGUCGAACGGGUCCGUUACAUCGACAAUGGACACCGCAUUCCCCCUCUUUAUCACCAGGUCCGGGCGCAGUCUCUGAGUCUCAAUCGACAUGUUUUCGGCGAUCACCUGGUACCGCGUCCCCGCUGCUUUCUUGAUUCUAGCCACAAUAGCAUCGUGCCUCACCAAGUAGAGCGCGGUGUACCGCAUACAGUAAUCGACGACGUGGGAUAGGCUUUCUGUUAUGUACCCACGUCGCCGACAACUACGGUCACCGGCCCUCCAUUACGAGGAGCCGUUCAGCGGCACCAAGUUCAACCGCGCCUUGUAGAUGAACCUCCAGUCCGUGAACCGCGUGAAGUCUCCCGACUUAAUGAAGUGCGUAGAAGCCGAGUAGGCCGCUACGCACUCCAUGGCCCUGCUUUGGUCCGACUUCACGGCAAGGGCCUCAGACAUCUUCAGACAGAGCGACUCCCGGAUGGUCCUCAUGACCACCAGACGUUGCUUUCGCCGGAGAAUCGCCCCGCCAUGGGUAAUAGAGGUAUGGCCAACGUCCACGGUUCAAGAGACGCCUAAGCGCUUGGACUCAUUACGCGCUGUUGACCAAACAUUGGCCACACCACCAUACCCACGCGAUUCGCGGAAUACGCCGUCCUCUUCACCUGACAGAUACAGGCCCACCUCGGCCACAUCCGCGUUCUUCCGUAGACGCCUCCCAGUCGUCUCCUUUGCAUGGGCUGUCGCGUCCGAAGCUAGGCGGUCGUCCGGUGACGUGAACAGCUUGAAACCGCUGUCGACCGCCGCGAUGUCGCUGUCUUUCGCGAGCAGUAGUAUGUCACAUCCACCGCAUGCCGUCGAGCCAUAGAGGGAUUCUCCGGCGGCCUCCUACGAAAGAUAAAAGGUCUUCUUCAAUUCCGGCCGGAGAAUUCACCCUGUGGAUGAACUUCUAGUCCGCGCACCGCGCGAAGUCUACCGACUUGAUGAAGUGCGUAGAAGCAUUUUUGGUUUUUUUUUUUUU
Cinara cedri is the source of this 2987-nucleotide messenger RNA. The record is from the annotation of a GenBank genome assembly. NCBI's taxonomy places the organism in Eukaryota, Metazoa, Arthropoda, Insecta, Hemiptera, Aphididae.